Messenger RNA from Micropterus dolomieu (smallmouth bass), 2657 nucleotides. RefSeq names its product cGMP-dependent protein kinase 1-like. The transcript has 21 exons. Bases 139 to 2250 code for a protein of 703 amino acids. The record is from RefSeq and is a predicted model, not a curated record. Gene Ontology annotation, molecular function: cGMP-dependent protein kinase activity; ATP binding. Gene Ontology annotation, biological process: protein phosphorylation. NCBI's taxonomy places the organism in Eukaryota, Metazoa, Chordata, Actinopteri, Centrarchiformes, Centrarchidae.
CGUUAAUUAAUUUCACCGCUCCUGAAAAUCAAGAGCCAGAAAACGACCGAGGACUGGAUCUCCUCCACCGGACCGGACUCCUCUCUCCACAGCAGCGUUUUAACGAUCCGCACUUCAGACUGAAAAAUAUACCGGUACAUGUAUUUGUACAUGGCUGUGUCUAAGAGUACCGGCACCCUGAGGGACCUGCAGCUGGCUCUGCAGCUGAAGAUCGAGGAGCUCCGGCAGAGAGACUCUCUCAUCGAUGAGCUGGAGCUGGAGCUGGACACGAAGGAUGAUCUGAUCAGGCAGCUGCAGGUAGAGCUGGACAAGCAUCGCUGCACCCCACAGCUCCCCGUCAGCACCGCCGAGACGGCAAACACAGGAGCGGCGGCUCAGACUCCGGCAGCACCUGACGAGCCUCAGCGAACAAAGAGACAGGCCAUCUCUGCAGAGCCCACAGCGCUGGACCCCUCGCAGCUCACUGAUGUCACACUCACCAGCUACUGCAAGACCAAAGAGUCUAGGGAGCUGAUCCAGAGGGCUCUAAUGGACAAUGACUUCAUGAAACAUCUGGAACACGGGCAGAUUCUCACCAUCAUGGAUUGUAUGCAUCCUACCAGCCUGGCCAAGGGCUGCUGUGUCAUCCAGGAGGGAGAUGACGGCUCCACAGUCUACGUUCUGGAGGAGGGAAUGGUUGAGGUGACUAAACAAGGAAAGAAACUGUGCACCAUUGGUCAAGGAACAGUGUUUGGAGAACUGGCGAUCCUGUACAACUGCACUCGCACAGCAACUGUGACAGCUCUGACUGACAUUAAGCUCUGGGCGAUCGACCGUCAGGGUUUCCAGACCAUCAUGAUGAGGACUGGUCUCAUCAAACAUUCCCAGUACACAGACUUCCUCCGCAGCGUUCCCUCUUUUCAGUCGCUACCCGAGGACAUCCUCAGCAAACUGGCUGAUGUUUUGGAGGAGACUCAUUACAGUGACUGUGAUUACAUUAUCCGUCAGGGAGCCACCGGAGACACAUUCUUCAUCAUCAGUGAAGGACAGGUGAAAGUCUCUCAGCAGAGCUCACCCAGUGACGAGCAGGUGGCUGUGAAAACUCUCUCUAAAGGGGACUGGUUUGGAGAGCAAGCUCUGAAAGGUGAGGACGUUCGAACAGCCAGUGUCACAGCUGUGGGAGACGUCACGUGUCUGGUGAUUGACAGAGAGUCUUUCAGACAGCUGAUUGGAGGACUGGAUGACGUCAACAACAAGCAGUACGACAGCGAUGAGGUCAAUGCGAAACUGCAGACAGAGGCAGAUUUCUUUUCCAGUGUGUCACUUAGUGAUUUCAAUAUCGUCUGCACUCUGGGGAUGGGAGGCUUCAGUCGAGUGGAGCUGGUGCAAUUAAAGAACGAUGCCGGUCGAUCUUUUGCCCUGAAAGUGUUAAAGAAACGCCACAUCCUGGACACCAGCCAGCAGGGCCACAUCCUGUCGGAGCGCCGCAUCAUGAUGGAGGCUCACAGCCCGUUCAUCAUCAGGUUGUAUCGGACUUUCAGAGACUCCAAAUAUCUCUACAUGCUGCUGGAGGCUUGCCUCGGAGGAGAACUGUGGACGUUACUGCGAGACAGGGGAUCAUUUGAUGACGGCGUCACUCGCUUCUACACGGGCUGUGUCGUAGAGGCUCUGGCUUUCCUGCACUCCAGAGGAAUCAUCUACAGAGACCUCAAACCUGAGAACAUCAUCCUGGACCACCGGGGAUACGCAAAGCUGGUGGACUUUGGCUUUGCUAAGAAGGUUGGUCUGGGUAAGAAGACGUGGACGUUUUGUGGUACUCCUGAGUACGUCGCCCCUGAGAUCAUCCUGAACAAAGGCCAUGACAGUUCAGCUGACUGCUGGUCUCUGGGAAUACUGGUCUUUGAGCUGCUCAGUGGCAGUCCUCCAUUUACAGGCUCUGAUCCCAUGAAGACCUAUAACAUCAUCCUGAGAGGCAUCGACAUGAUCGAGUUUCCCAAGAAGAUCACCAAGAGUGCGACUAACCUCAUCAAACGACUCUGCAGGGACAAUCCUUCAGAGCGGCUGGGAAAUCAGAAAAAUGGAGUGAAGGAUAUCCAGAAACACAAGUGGUUUGAGGGCUUCAACUGGGACGGCCUCCGCCAGGGAACCAUAGACUCUCCGUUCACACCCGCAGUGAACGGGCCAUUGGACAACAGCAACUUUGACUAUUUCCCAGAGGACAUGGAAGACCCUCCUCCUGACGAAGAGUCCGGUUGGGACCUCGAAUUUUAGCAGGACCUGAUUAGCGUCUGAAGGCUGACUGAACAAAGAAACCAGUGGGAACAGGAUUCUUCAGAGGACGUGAAGCCAAACAAAAGAAACAACAGAAAGAACUUCAGCUUUCUGUGAAAGUCAAAGUGCAAAUUAAAGCAAGAAAAACAGAAAGCAUCGAACAUAGUGUACGAAACUAUAAUCACAGCGAGUAUUAGGGCCACCCAAUCUGAGAUUUCAAGAAUAAAAUGAAAAUAUUUAAAUCAAAAGAUAAUUGUGAGUAAAAAAAGUCAUAUUACAAGAAAUAUAAUAAUAAUUAUCAUAAUAAUAAUAAUUUAACAAACAAAAGUAAAUGUAUAAGAAAUGCGUUCAGAAUAAUAAUAAUGUAUUAAAAAUAAAACCAUACUACCUCGAGAGAAAAAAGCCAU